UCCUGAGAAAGUUAGAUCUUAGAAAAAUUCAGAAAGAGUUGAAACAGGCAAGACACAAUCUCUGGAAUAAAAUGGAUGAUAAUGAUUCAGAUUCACCAUUUGUCAUUAAGGCUAUUCUACAAAAAGCAUUUACUAAAGAAGAAUUGCAAAAUCAAGACAACAUCAAAUUUGGUAUCACAGUAGCACAGAUGUUUUUAGAUCUGACUUAUGAUCAGCUUAAAUGCAAAGAAUCUUUAGAAGAUGACAGAAUAGAAGAACUGUUAGAAGAUGAUAGAAUAGAAGAACAAUUAGAAGAUGACAUAAUAGAUCAUGAUUCUGAUAAUGAAUCUAUGGAUUCUAAUAAUUAA
Funneliformis geosporum is the source of this 347-nucleotide messenger RNA. Lineage: Eukaryota; Fungi; Glomeromycota; Glomeromycetes; Glomerales; Glomeraceae. The record is from the annotation of a GenBank genome assembly.